GUGAUAAAAAGGGAUGAAGGAGGAAAGAGCAGGCAGAUCCACAGACAAGGAGGGAGGAAGACGCGUUCAGAGGAAUCACUAUAAACAGACACAGACAUGCCUGAGCCCCAGAAGCCAGAAGCCGAGGGCGAUGAGACCGCAGCACCUCCUGCUGGUAAGUGCCAGAUGCAGACAGAGGAGGAGGAUAUCCAGCCUGCACUAGCGAACAAUGAGCCUAGGGAUGAGUUGCCUCCUGAUGAACAUGUGCCAGGCGAGGAUCCUCAGAUGUCCGAGCUGUCUGGCAUAUUCGUGUUGAAGCCAGAGAGUGUCACAGCAACAAAAGGCAAGGACGUCUCGUUUAUGGCUAAAGUUGACUCCUCAAAACUGCUGAGGAAGCCCGUCAUGAAGUGGCUGAAAGGGAAGUGGCUGGACCUGGGAAGCAAAGCUGGGAAGCACCUGCAGUUCAAAGAGACCUAUGACAGAAACACCAAGAUCUACACUUACGAGAUGAGCAUCAUCAAAGUAGUGGAUGGAGACGCAGGUGGUUACCGCUGCGAGGUCACCUCCAAAGACAAGUGCGACAGCUGCACAUUCGAAGUCUCUGUGCAGGCCGUACAAGAGGAGCAGCAGGACAACAUCUUGGAGGCAUUUAAGCGAUCUGGAGAUGCAGGUGAGGAUGCGGGGGAUCUAGACUUCAGUGCCCUGCUGAAGAAAAGGCAGAAGAAACAUCAGGAAGUCAAAGAGGAAGUGGAUGUUUGGGAAAUCUUAAAGGCGGCAAAGCCCUGUGACUAUGAGAAGAUCGCCUUUGAGUACGGAAUCACGGACCUGAGGGGCAUGCUGUCGAGGCUGAAGAAGAUGAAGAAGGUGGAGCCCAAAAAGAGUGAUGCUUUCCUGAGGAAGUUGGAUGCAGCCUACUCAGUGGACAAGGGCAAGAGGAUCCAGCUCACAGUGGAGGUGGCCGACCCUGAUGUUCCUGUCAAGUGGCUCAAGAAUGGACAGGAGAUCAAACCAUCAGCCAAGUAUGUGUUUGAGAGCGUGGGCAACAAGCGGACACUCACUAUCAACAAGUGCAACCUGUCUGAUGACGCAGCAUACGAGUGCGUGGUCGGGGAAGAGAAGUGCUUCACGGAGGUUUUUGUCAAAGAGCCUCCAAUCACCAUCACCAAGCUGCUGGAUGACGUUCACACCGUGGUGGGCGAGAAGGUGGAGUUUGAGGUGGAGGUGUCUGAGGAGGGAGCCAACGUCAAAUGGAUGAAAGAUGGAGUUGAGCUGACCAAAGACUCAGCAGGUUCAAAGUACAGGUUCAAAAAGGAUGGGAAGAGGCACAUUUUGAUCAUAAAUGAAGCGACUUUGGAGGAUAUUGGAAUGUAUCACGCCCUGACUAACGGUGGAGAGUCACAGGCAGAACUGGAAGUUGAAGAUAAGGAGCUUGAGGUCCUGCAGAGCAUAGCUGACCUGACAGUGAAGGCUGCUGAUCAGGCUGUAUUCAAGUGUGAAGUGUCUGAUGAAAAAGUGACAGGGAAAUGGUUCAAGGACGGAGUGGAGGUCCAGGCCAGUGAUCGCAUCAAAAUGACACACAUUGGAAGGACCCACAAGCUGACGAUUGAUGACGUGAAGUCUUCGGAUGCUGGGGAUUAUACCUUUGUCCCUGAUGGCUACGCAUUUUCUCUCUCAGCAAAACUCAACUUCCUCGAAAUCAAGAUUGACUAUGUUCCAAGACAAGACCCUCCCAAAAUACACCUGGACGCCGGCGGCAGCGGCAACAAGAACACCAUUAUCGUGGUGGCUGGAAACAAACUUCGCCUUGACGUUGAGAUCACAGGAGAGCCGGCCCCCACUGUGUGCUGGAUGAAAGGAGACCAAGUGGUGUCUGAGGCUGAGGGGAGGGUCCGUGUGGAGACCAGGAAGACCCUGUGCAGCUUUGUAAUUGAAGGAGCGGAGAAGGAGGAUGAAGGCCACUACUCCAUCACUGUGACUAACCCCGCUGGUGAAGACAAGGCUCAACUCUUUGUCAAGAUCGUGGAUGUGCCCAACCCUCCUGAGAAUGUCAAAUGCACAUCAGUUGGUGAGGACUCUGCCAUAAUCACAUGGGACCCUCCCUCAUUUGACGGCGGAGUUCCUAUUAAAGGGUACCUGAUGGAGAGGAAAAAGGCUGGCUCCUCCAGAUGGACCAAGCUCAACUUCGAUGUUUAUGAAUCCAACACGUAUGAGGCAAAGAGGAUGAUUGAAGGUGUACUUUACGAGAUGAGAGUGUUUGCAGUCAACGGCAUUGGCAUCUCUCAGCCCAGUGAAAACUCCAAGCCCUUCAUGCCCAUUGCCCCCACCAGUGAGCCCUGUCGUCUCACCGUGGAAGAUGUGACAGACUCUACCUGUGCACUCAAGUGGCGUCCUCCAGAGAAAAUCGGAGCAGGCGGCAUCGAUGGCUACAUCAUUGAAUACUGCAAAGAAGGAAGUGAUGACUGGGUUCAAGCAAAUGAGGGGCUAGUGGGAAUGAACCAGUACAGGGUGAAAGGUCUCCCAGUGGGAGAGAAGAUGCUGUUCAGAGUGGUGGCUGUCAACAAGGCUGGACGCAGCCCCCCCGCCGUUCUCGCCCAGGCUGUCACUAUCAGGGAGAUCAUGGAGAACCCAAAGAUCCGCGUUCCUCGCAACCUUAGGACCAAACUCAUCGCACGCGUGGGCGAUAAGGUGAACUUGGUCAUCCCCUUCCAGGGUAAGCCUCGCCCUGUUGUGACCUGGUUCAAAGACGGCGCUCUCCUGGAGGACAAAUCAGUGGGAACUCGCACCAGUGAGGUGGACACCAUCCUUUUCAUCCGCUCUGCAGAGAGAACCCAUUCGGGGAAAUACACACUCUCCGUUCAGAUUGAAAACAUGUCCGACAGUGCUGACAUACACAUCCAGGUUGUAGAAAAACCCGGUCCUCCCAUCGCUGUACACGUCACGGACAUCUGGGGUUUCAACGCUGCGCUGGAGUGGAAGCUGCCGAAAGACGACGGCAACUGUGAGAUUAUCGGCUACACCAUCCAGAAGGCUGACAUGAAGACAAAGGAAUGGUUCACAGUCUAUGAGCACAAUCGCAGGCCCAGCUGUACUGUGUCUGACCUGGUCAUGGGGAACGAGUAUUCCUUUCGAGUGUACAGCGAAAACAUCUGUGGCCUCAGCGAAGAGCCUGGCGUCAGCAAGAACACCGCCAUCAUUUCUAAAACAGGUCUGGAUUUAAAAGCUCCAGCAUUCAAAGAGAAGGACAUUAAGAGUUCCCCGAAGUUCACAGCGCCCCUGGUGGACAGAAGUGUGGUUGCUGGUUACGCAGCCGCUAUCAGCUGUGCUGUUCGCGGCUUCCCCAAGCCAAAGAUCGUUUGGAUGAAGAACAACAUGAUCCUCGGUGAAGACCCCAAGUAUUUGAUGCAGAACAAACAGGGCGUGCUGACUCUGAAUAUCCGCAAGCCGAGCCUGUUCGACGGGGGUAAAUACUCCUGCAGGGCCAUCAACGACCUCGGGCAAGACGAGGUGGAGUGCAAGCUGGAGGUUCGAGUUGUUCAAGAGAAAGGAGAGGGGGUGAAGAAAUGAGCGACAGCACGAAACAGCAGAGGAUACAGUCGAACAGGAAUAGUAAUGGAUUAUGUAUAACGGGAUAGUCAUGAAUAAAUAUGAUUAGAAUAGAUCACUGGUGAAGCUCUAAAGCCAAUCCCCCUGCUCAACCCCCUUUUCCCUUCUACAUGCUUUGCCUUUCAGCGCUGCUAUGACAAAUGCCACAUCAGUAAUAUGCCAUAAAUUCUUCCAGCAAGCUGCCACCUUGUCACAUCCUGAGUGAGAGAAGCUGUAGAGUAGUGUAGUAGCACUGCCCUGCUGUGACCACAUACAGAUGGAUCCCUCUUAUCUGUGAAGUGGACCUGUCACUGAACACACUUAUAAAACAGCCUUUCAUCCAUUACGGCUCCCUGUGUUGUCUGUUUUGUGUCCGGGACGUUUUUAUAGGUUGGGAUGAAUUUAUGAUUGUGAUGCAGCUGGAGGCAGUGAAACCUCCGCAGUGUGACCGAGCGGCUGCACACCUCUGCUUCUUGUGAUGUUUGAGCGGGGACCCCCGUCAGUCCUCUGAUGGCUCGAUGGGAUGAGAUCACUACUCAGCCAGGCAUGGCUGACAUCACCGAGUCCCCAGGAUUUAAGGGGUUCUUAUACACACAUCUCCACACACGCGGUCAAUGUCUGAACAAUAUGAUUUUAUCAUAAUACCAUUUUCCAAAUACAAUAUGUAUCCCAAUACAUUUGUAAAAAUAAAAUAUAAUCAUGAUACCGUUUUUUUGUCACUAUACAAUAAUAGCCCAAUACUUUUGUCACAAUUAAAUAUCAUAGUUUUACCUUUGAACUAUAUCAUAUAAUUGUAAUAUGGUGAAAGGUUAAUGGGCUAGAGGUUGUGUACAUGUAACACCACAUUCACACACUGAUGGUAGAGGCUGCUGUGAAGUGUCCAUCAGUUAUUAACUAAUCCGUUCAUAAACCUUCAUCACCUCUGACGACGCAGCGGGAGCAACUUUGGGUUAAGUGUCUUGCCCAAGGACACGCGUGGCUGCAGCAGCUGGGGAUGGAACCCCCAACCUUCCAUUUGAGAGACGACCGACUCUACCACUGAGCCACAGCCGCCACAUAUCGCUCUGUCGCAAUAAACAUUCUGCCAUGUGCUGAGGUGGGACUCACCUGAGACUCAAUGAUACAUUAUUAUGGCAAUACUAUUGUCACUAUAAUACUGUGAGACUUUAGACUGAGUGAAAUAUUAUCACAAUACCUUUUUAACAAAAUGACAUUUCUGCAAUACCUUUGUACCAGUACAAUAUUAUUGUUAUAACUUUGUCACAGUGCGAUGUGAUUACAAUAUAUUUUACACAGAACAAUAUUAUCAUGAUGUCUAUGUCACAGUAACACAUAAUCACAAUACUUUUGUCACUAUAUAAUUUUAUUGUCUCAGCUCAUUAAACUCCCGAUAUGAUAUGCGAUUUUAAAGAUGUAUAAAGUGCGAUGUCUUACCCAUAUUUUUUUGAAAAUGAUUGAAUCAUUUUUAUCUAGAUAAUCUUAAAAAUGCAAGUAAAGUUUUCCUUCUGUUUUCCUCACUAGAAUAACAUCAGCUUACAAACUGAACUUCUUCAAAAGUCAACAGGGUCCAAUUCGACUUAUCAUACUGUCGGAGAAAAACGACCCUAGGGGAAAUUUAAUCGUAAUUGUUGCUCACUGUCAUAGUGAGAUGAUAGUUAAGAAGAUAUCGAAAAAAAGUGUGAGGUUUAACAGAAUAUAUGCUUUAAUAUUGCAUGAGUGGGGUUCCAUUUAGCAAGGAAGAAAAAUGUCAUGUUUGAGCUGAAUAAGUUAUAUUACACUGUACCCACACUGAACCUGUUGCACAUGUAAUGUUAAUGUUACAGGUAAAGGUGUCCCCAGAUUUGAACUGGUACAAGUUAAAGACAAGUGGGAAGAAGAAUGAAACUUAAAAGUACACACAAAGUAACGCAGCCUCUUCAGCAAUUAGGGUUUUU
This is a messenger RNA of Labrus mixtus (cuckoo wrasse), 5495 nucleotides long. RefSeq names its product myosin binding protein Ca (gene mybpc2a). Gene Ontology annotation, molecular function: protein binding. NCBI's taxonomy places the organism in Eukaryota, Metazoa, Chordata, Actinopteri, Labriformes, Labridae. The transcript is spliced from 32 exons. The record is from RefSeq and is a predicted model, not a curated record. The coding region runs from base 97 to 3543 and encodes 1148 amino acids.